AGCCAAGGUGUAAAGAUUGGGUCGGUCUUGAUCACAAUGAAGACCGACUCAACGACACUAAGACUAAGGUCUUCGUUCUUGGUCUUCUUUUAGCUCUUGUUCUUGUCUUCCUUCUUCGCCUUGUAUAUUCAAGAAUAAGAAAAAAUAAGUUGAACGGAACGGGGCCUUAUUUCAUCAAUCUUUCUUUAAAAACGCUUCAAUCAUGGCCGGAGGAAAGUCAAAGAGCAAAGCGUCCAAGAAGAAAGGUCCGGCCGAAGCCAUGAGCUCUGCGCCUCAACCCUUUCCGUACCUGGACGGAUCCUUCCUCGAGUUUGGCUUGGAGGAAGAACUCACUCACUUCAUCACCCACUUCGCGAAAUGCCCUAUCUCUCCGCCAAGGGUGGUGCCCGACCUCAACAGCCAACUUCACGCAUCAGGUAUGUGGCCCUUCGUCUCCAAGAGCCGCACCUCCUUCAAUCCCGCCUAUGUCUGGGCCUUCUACUCAAAUCUCCGCUGGGACGGGGACACCAUUCGCAGCAGCAUCAAUCUCUACGACAUAGAGAUUCAUUUGGCUACCUUUGCUCGGGUCGCUGGGCUGCCCAUCCACGGUGAUGACAUCGCGACAUAUGGUGGCGACGAUUGGAUCCUCAACAACGAGGCCGUCGUCAUCCGUGAGCUCGGGAUCACUAACUUGAUCCGUCACAGCGGCGCACCGACGAUUCACUCGGCUCCAGAGGAGAAGCGCCUCCUCCUCUACAUCCUCACCCGGAUCUUCCGCCCCCGGGAUGGCAGCCACACCUCGCUCUUCAAUGACGACUUGAAGGCGAUUCAUGCGAUCAUGCAUGGCGUCUCCAUCAAUUGGGCAAAAUACGUCAUGAUUCACAUGACGGAUUGCGCUUCCAUUCUCCACGAGCGGAGCUUUCCAUACGCCUUCCUCGUCAUGGACCUCAUCGUCUCCGCCGACAUCCACAUUGUCGGGCCAAGCACAAAGAUGACAAAGUUUUGGAUCAUUGCCGAAAACACCUUCAAGAAGAAGUCCGGAACCCGAGACGGCGCCGGACUGAGUCGUGCCCCUGCCCCGGCCCCCGCUCGAGCCUCGUUGCAGUCUAUAGCCGACACCCUGAACCGGCUAACCCUCACAGUGGAUGGCAUGGGGCAGUACAUGGAGAGGAUGGACUGGACGCUGCAACGCCAACACCACGACAUGAAGGCGUUCUUCCGCGGCAUCAACUACGUCCCGCCGCCUUUUGACAGCACCAUCCUUGGCCAAAACUAUGACUUGAACUCUUAACUUCCAGCCGAUUAUUGAGGAAUUAUGAGCGAUCUCGUAAUCCGAUUCUAAAAUUGGAGUCCCGAUUAUAGUUAAUUAAGGCCUUGAGAGAGUUGCUGGAAUUUUGGGGUCAAAGAAAGAAGAUGAAGGGCAGUGGCAGCCCUAGGAAGAUGAAGGGCAAAGAAGGAAGAUGAAUGGCAACCUUGAACAACUCUUGCUAGAAGGAAGAUGAAGGACAACCUUGAAUAACUAAUCCUUGAGGCUUUGGGUUCUUCAAACUAGUGGUUCCAUGCUUUAUUGUCAUGCUACGACUUGUGACAUAAGCAAUCACAGUUCCUAGUUCUAAUCGCACCGCACUAGCUACUAAUUGACUGGUAGUGAUAGGCCGCACGAAGAAGGCUUUGAGGGUGUCACAAUUGAAGAUGGAGCUGCAUAAUAGGCCUCAUUGUCCAAGCUUAUCUUGCACGACAAUGUUUUUUGUUGGGAUAGUGAGGAAAAGAGGAGAAAAGUGAAAGGAAAAAAUAUACUUUGUAGUAUUUU
Molecule: messenger RNA, 1789 nt
Organism: Cuscuta campestris
Lineage: Eukaryota; Viridiplantae; Streptophyta; Magnoliopsida; Solanales; Convolvulaceae
Source: the annotation of a GenBank genome assembly